AUGAGGGCAGAGGCGAGAGGAGGACGGAGAUGGUCGUCAGGAGCCACCAGGAGGAAAGAUCACUGGAGGAAAGAGGAGGACAUGCUGGAGAACUUGCGGAAGAAGGCAGAGGCGCGGCUGAAGAAGGACGAGCAGGCGAAGGAGACGGGGGAGGGUCAUGAGGGAGGGACGGUGAGGAUCGAGAACGUAACGAUGAAGGCAACGGAUGAUGGAGAGUUCGUUCCUGACGAUACGAUUAGAGCGAUCGCAGCAGCAGGAGGGUAUGACACAGUCGAGUCGUGGGAGGCGGCGAGGAAAUCGGAGGGAGUUGGGAGGGCGGCGGAGAAGAAGGCGGGGAGCGCGGGCGCGGGCAAGAAGACGUCGACGACGCUGGUGGAGAAGGAGAAGCGGAAGGAGGAGAGGAGGAAGGAGAGGAAGGAGGUGGAAGCGGCGAGGAGCAGAGGGGAGAAGCAGCCUAACAUGAUCGAGAACUUGGGCGAAUGGAUCGCCUCCAAGUUUCAUGCCAAGAACGAGCAGAUUCUAGCGGGGGGCAUGGAGCAGGAAAGAUUGCAGAGGAAACAGGUUUGA
This is a messenger RNA of Guillardia theta CCMP2712, 567 nucleotides long. RefSeq lists its product as hypothetical. The record is from RefSeq and is a predicted model, not a curated record. NCBI's taxonomy places the organism in Eukaryota, Cryptophyceae, Pyrenomonadales, Geminigeraceae. Bases 1 to 567 code for a protein of 188 amino acids. The transcript has a single exon.